UAAUUUUAUCGACUAAUAAGGGGUUUUGCGUUAUGCUUUUUUUUUUUUUUUUACAUAAUUAUUUAGAGGAAAAGGCCUCUGGUCGCACACACAAAAAAAUACAAGGGAAGCAGCAGCAGCAGCAUAGUGUUGCGUGGAUCUGUGCAGGCGUGGAAAAGGAAAAGUGCGUUAUUGUUAGUUGAUCAUCCUCAUCCGGCCUGCUGAGAAGCGAAGCCGGGAGCUGGAGUUUGCAACUCAACCAUGGCGGUAAACCUGGACAAAGAUGCUUACUACCGCCGGAUCAAGAGAUUAUACAUCAACUGGAAGAAAGGCGAAGAUGAGUUUGGAAAAGCUGAUGCCAUUGUGGUGUCUGUAGGAGUGGACGAGGAAAUUGUGUACGCCAAAUCCACAGCCAUACAGACAUGGCUGUUUGGCUACGAGUUGACGGACACCAUCAUGGUGUUUUGCGACACCAAAAUCCUCUUUCUCGCCAGCAAGAAGAAGGUGGAUUUCCUCAAACAGGUGGCUAUAACUAAAGGCAACGAGAACGCCAACGGUGUGCCGCCCAUCACCCUGCUCACCAGAGAAAAGAAUGAAAGCAACAAGGCUAACUUUGACAAGAUGAUCGACGCGAUCAAAGGCAGCAAAGAGGGAAAGACGGUGGGAAUAUUCAGCAAGGACAAAUUCCCCGGAGAGUACAUGAAGAGCUGGAACGAAACGAUUAGCGCUGAGGGUCUGGAGAAGGUAGACAUCAGCGCCGUGGUUGCGUACACGAUGGCGGUGAAGGAAGACGGAGAGCUGAACCUGAUGAAGAAGGCGGCGUCCAUCACCAGCGAGGUUUACUCCAAGUUCUUCAAGGAGCGCGUCAUGGAGAUCGUUGAUGCCGACGAGAAAGUGCGUCACAGUAAGCUGGCGGAGUCGGUGGAGAAGGCGAUCGAGGAGAAGAAGUACCUGGGGGGUGCAGACCCUUCUACCGUGGAGAUGUGUUACCCCCCCAUCAUCCAGAGCGGAGGGAACUACAGCCUUAAGUUCAGCGUCGUCAGCGACAAGAACCACAUGCACUUCGGUGCCAUCACGUGUGCCAUGGGGAUCCGCUACAAGUCGUACUGCUCCAACCUGGUGCGCACCCUCAUGGUCGACCCCCCCCAGGAGAUGCAGGACAACUACAACUUCCUGCUCCUGGUGGAGGAGGAGCUGCUCAAACACCUCAAACACGGUGUGAAAAUCAGCGACGCCUACAACGCCGCUCAGGAGUACGUGAAGAAGGAGAAGUCGGAACUCGUGGCAAAGCUGACCAAAAACCUCGGCUUUGCAAUGGGAAUCGAGUUCAGAGAAGGCUCCUUGGUUCUAAACGCCAAAAACCAGUACAAACUGAAAAAAGGCAUGGUGUUGAGCAUCAGUUUGGGUUUCGCUGACCUCGUGAACAAAGAAGCCAAGAAGGACGAGCAGAAAAAGUACGCCUUGUUUAUCGGCGACACAAUACAGAUCAACGAGGAGGACGCCGCCACGAUACUCACACCCGUGAAGAAAAAGAUCAAAAAUGUGGGAAUCUUCUUGAAGAAUGACGAUGAGGAGGAUGAGGAGGAGGAAGGAGACGAUGCCGAGGAGCUGCUGGGAAAAGGAGCUCGCAGCGCCGCCCUGCUGGCAGACAGGACCAGAAACGAGAUGACGGCGGAGGAGAAGAGGCGAGCCCACCAGAGGGAGCUGGCCAACAAUUUGAACGAAGAAGCAAAGCGGCGUCUGACGGAGCAGAAAGGAGAGCAGGAGAUUCAGAAGGCCAGGAAGUCCAACGUGUCCUAUAAGAACGUCUCUCAGAUGCCCAGAGAAAAGGACAUCAGAGACAUGAAGAUCUUCAUCGACAAGAAGUACGAGACCGUCGUUAUGCCCGUUUUUGGGAUCGCGACGCCGUUCCACAUCGCCACCAUCAAGAACAUCAGUAUGUCCGUAGAAGGAGACUACACCUACCUGAGGAUCAACUUCUACGUCCCGGGCAGCUCUCUGGGACGACAGGAGGGGAACAUCUUCCCCAACCCCGACGCCACCUUCGUUAAAGAAAUCACGUACCGAGCGUCCAACCUGAAGACCCCCGGCGACCCCUCGGUGCCCUCCACCAACCUGCAGAACGCCUUCCGCAUCAUCAAGGAGGUCCAGAAGCGCUACAAGACGCGAGAGGCCGAGGAAAAGGAGAAGGAGGGCAUCGUGAAGCAGGACUCGCUCGUCAUCAACCUGAACCGCAGCAACCCCAAACUCAAAGAUCUUUACAUCCGACCCAACAUCGCCCAGAAGAGGAUGCAGGGCUCCCUGGAGGCGCACACCAACGGUUUCCGCUUCACGUCGGUCCGCGGAGACAAAGUGGACAUCCUUUACAACAACAUCAAACACGCCCUCUUCCAGCCGUGCGACGGGGAGAUGAUCAUCGUCCUUCACUUCCACCUCAGGAACGCCAUCAUGUUCGGGAAGAGGCGCCACACGGACGUCCAGUUCUACACCGAGGUCGGGGAGAUCACCACAGAUUUGGGCAAACACCAGCACAUGCACGACCGGGACGACCUGUACGCCGAGCAGAUGGAGCGAGAGAUGAGACACAAGCUCAAGUCGGCCUUCAAGAACUUCAUCGAGAAGGUGGAGACGCUGACUAAAGAGGAGCUGGAGUUCGAGGUUCCCUUCAGAGACCUCGGGUUCCAGGGCGCCCCCUACAGGUCGACCUGCCUCCUGCAGCCCACCUCCAGCUCCCUGGUCAACACCACUGAAUGGCCUCCGUUCGUGGUGACCCUGGACGAGGUGGAGUUGAUCCACUUUGAGCGCGUUCAGUUCCACCUGAAGAACUUCGACGUGGUCAUCGUCUACAAGGACUACAACAAGAAGGUCACCAUGAUCAACGCCGUGCUCAACUCCCUGGACCCCAUCAAGGAGUGGCUCAACUCCUGCGACAUCAAGUACACGGAGGGCGUGCAGUCCCUGAACUGGACCAAGAUCAUGAAGACCAUCGUGGACGACCCCGAGGGCUUCUUCGAGCAGGGAGGCUGGUCUUUCUUGGACCCCGAGGGCGAUGGAAGCGGUCGGGAGGAAGACUCCGAGUCGGAAAUAGAGGAUGAAACAUUCAACCCGUCUGGAGAUGAAGAGGAGGAAGAGGAGGAGGCGGACAGUGACGAAGACUACGACUCGGAGACAGAGGACUCCAAUUACAGCGAGUCUGUCGGCAGCGAGGAGGAGAGCGGGAAAGACUGGGACGAGCUGGAGGAAGAAGCCAGGAGAGCUGACAAAGAGAGCGUCUACGAGGAAGAGGACACCACCACCAACCCCAGGAAGAGAAAGAUCCGCCCACCCCCCCCCAAGCCGCCCCGCCGCCAAGAAGAAGCGACGGUCCUAAAUGUCUCUUACAAACACACACGUACACACACACACACACACACUGCCAAACCUAGACCUUUCAUUAACCCCAAAUGGCUCUUCUCACUCAUACAUUUACAAACACACACACUCAGACACACACACAAUGUGUAUAUAGACGUAGACGCCCCUUAUUUUUCGUGUUGGUCAGUGAAGUGUCAUGUUGAAAUGGUAGGAAAGAACGAGCGGUCACACACACUUCAUUCAUCACCCCCCCCCCUCCUUAAUUCCUUCCAUCUCCAUCCACCCAUCAGGUGUCAUGUUUGUGUGUCUGUGUGCGUGCAUGUGUGUUUAAAUGGGUUUUUAUUGCGAGCAUUGUUUGUUUUCCGUUUGGAAAAAAAGAUUUGUUUUUCUUAACUAAUGGAUAAUAAAAUGAAAAAAGGCUUGACAUAUCCUCUGCCAAGUGUUUUAUAUCAAAUCUGAGAAACUCUCCUCGUGUACGUUUCACUUCCCCUCAUGUUUUCUUCAAUAUUUGUUCAAUUGAAGUAAUAAUAUGGAAUUUUUUUGAAGGGGGGGGACGGAUACAUUCUCUGAUUUAUUCUUCUUUUUAAUGGGGAUCGUAAACUUAUGCGCACACACACACACACACACCACUUCCCUCGCACUUGUUCUCUGUUUCCCCCUUCCUUUUUUUUCAGUAGAUUUGUUGUUGUACUGUUAAUUCUGAAAAUCCUGUUUUUUGUUUUUGUAAUAAAAUUAAAAGGAACUGUAGAUUUGAA
Molecule: messenger RNA, 4088 nt
Organism: Gymnodraco acuticeps
Lineage: Eukaryota; Metazoa; Chordata; Actinopteri; Perciformes; Bathydraconidae
Product: FACT complex subunit SPT16-like
Biological process (GO): positive regulation of transcription elongation by RNA polymerase II; transcription elongation by RNA polymerase II
Cellular component (GO): FACT complex
Molecular function (GO): nucleosome binding
Source: RefSeq, a predicted model, not a curated record